UUAUAAAAAAGCAUAGUUAUCGAUGAAUAUGACACCAUGGCUACAUCAGCAGUACUACUCCUCUCAGCUCUCUUCCAAAUACUUCAUUUCUCUUCCGCCGCCGUGAAUGGAGGCUACUGGUUUCCAGAGGGAGGCUUGGCCGCCUCAGACAUAGACUCCACUCUCUUCACACACCUCUUCUGCGCAUUCGCCGACCUCAACCCCUCCACCAAUCAAAUCACCGUCUCCUCCGCAAACACACCCCUCUUCUCCCAGUUCACCGCAACCGUCCGAUCCAAAAAUCCAAACGUCAAAACCCUCCUCUCCAUCGGCGGCGGGACCGGCGGCGAGGCUUCCUUCUCCGCCAUGGCCAGCCAGCCCGCCUCUCGGCGCUCCUUCAUCGACUCCUCGAUCAGGCUGGCCCGCUCCUACGGCUUCUCGGGGCUCGAUCUGGACUGGGAGUAUCCGCGCACGGCCACGGACAUGGCCAAUCUGGGAACCCUGAUUUCGGAGUGGCGCCGCGCCGUCUCGGCCGAAGCCCGGGCAUCAGGGAGGGCCGCGCUUCUCCUCACCGCGGCGUUCUACGUCUCGUCCGAUCUCAACGGCGCAAUCUACCCGGCGCGGGCGAUCGACACGGGUUUGGACUUCGUGAACGUGAUGGCUUACGAUUUCUUCGAUCCGUCAUGGUACAAGUUCACGAACUCGCACGCGAUGCUGUACGACCCGGUGAACUGGGUCAGUGGCAGCAAGGGCAUCGCGGCUUGGAUUCAGGCAGGCGUGCGCGCGCAGAAGUUGGUUCUCGGCGUGCCAUUUUACGGCCACGCGUGGCGGCUGGCAAAUGCGAAUAACCACGGCGUUUUGGCGCCGGCAAACGGGGCUGCCGCUGAGGAUGGAAGUAAGUAUAGCCAGAUUAGGAGCUUCAUCCAGCGGAAUAAUGCGGCGGUGGUGUAUAAUUCGACGAUCGUGUCGAAUUAUUGCUACUCGGGAACUACGUGGAUCAGCUAUGACGAUAUUGAAUCCAUCGCUGCUAAGGUUUCGUAUGCUAAGCAGAGAGGGCUGCUUGGUUACUUCGCGUGGCACGUUGGUGCUGAUAGCGACUGGGCUCUCUCUAGACAAGCUAAAAAGUCGUGGGGAGCAUAAGAAAUCGCUUACUACUUCUCUGAUAUCCACACUCCUUUGGAAAUAAUGUAUUGUACUCCAUAAACAAAAUAAGGAAAUAUUUAUAUAUAUCCAAUCUCUAGGUUCUUCUAUUUUA
Messenger RNA from Salvia hispanica, 1234 nucleotides. RefSeq names its product class V chitinase-like. Gene Ontology annotation, molecular function: chitin binding; chitinase activity. Gene Ontology annotation, biological process: carbohydrate metabolic process; chitin catabolic process. Lineage: Eukaryota; Viridiplantae; Streptophyta; Magnoliopsida; Lamiales; Lamiaceae. Gene Ontology annotation, cellular component: extracellular region. The record is from RefSeq and is a predicted model, not a curated record.